GUGCACAGGUGUAUGUGCAAGUAGCUGUGAAAAGGUGUGAGGAGCUGCGCCUCCUCCAAUCGCCCUCGUCACUCCUCGUCCUUCUGCCGUUGUGCUGCUCCCUCCCCCCGAGCCGCCUCCCCUCGCUUUCGACUCUCUCCGCGGCCACCUCCCCCUCUCGCGCGUCGGUGACGAGGGACCCGGAGCGGUGGAACAAAGAGGCGGUCUCCUGCGCCCCCGAGUUCACUCCAGCAGCAGGGAGAGCGGCGGUGAGCGCCCGCGCGAGAACGAGCGGCGGCGUUGAGUCCACGGCUCCUCGCGAGCGAUGGAAAAGUUCAAGAGACAUUUCAAGGGCCCGAGCAGAUGGGGGGGUCCGCCGAGUGUCGUGGGCGGCGGCACGGAGAGUCGCGCCGCGCCCCUCGUGAGCAGCAGAGCGCGGCGCCGCUCCAGCGCGGGUCUCCCCUCCGCGUCUCUCUCCGCGCGGCGCAAAUCUCUCGCGGGGGUCGCGCCCCCCUCCUCCUCCUCCCCUUCUUCCUCCUCCUCCUCCACGCAGCGCCGCCCGGGCCCGACCCUCGCGGCGGCGGCUGAGGCGGCGACGCCCGCGCCGAGUCCCCUGGCCCGCCGGCGUGGGGUCGUGGUACCCCCCGCGCACCCCCUCUCGGAGCCGCCCAGAGCGCGGCGCCGCGUGUCCGCGCAGCAGCAGCAGACCCCGAGCCCGCGGAACGCGGCGAGGCAACCGAGCGCGGCGGAGCCGGCGCCGUGCAGGAGGAGCAGCGUCUCGAAGGCGAAGCGCGGAGCCGCGAACCCACGCGGAGCCGUGAGCCGCGCGCUUUGGGUGCUGGCUCAGCGCGGGGCCCUGCUCCCCAACCGGGGCCAGGGGAGCCGCGCCUGGAGAUCGCACGGCACGGACCGCGUCGACGUUGCCUGGGGAAGCUCCGCGCCGCGGGUCGACUGGAUGCAGCUGCUCCUGCCGCCGGGCCUCGGCUUCCCCGAGCGCGUUCGGAGGGGACUGGAGCAGGGGUCCGGGGCGGGGUUCCUGCCUGCACUCCCGGCGGGCAGUAAGGACAGGGCCGACCUCGUUAUCGUCGUCGAGGAAACCGCGAGCGGAGGGGGCGACAACCACGCCGCUUCGAUGAAGCCGAGCGGGGGAACGGAGUCGGCGGGGGGUCCCUGUGGAGAGGAGUCUCGCGUCGAGGCCCCCGCGCCCCCUCGCGAAGCUCCCCGCGGCGGCGGCGGCGGGGCGGUGCGCAGACCCCGCCGCUACCUGAGGCCACCCCCGUGCCUCCGCCGGCACUCGUCCCUACAGGGGCCCGAGAGCCCUUGCGGGGCCCAUGCCGGGGCGCGCCGCGGCCCCGUGGGGAACACCGCGGGGGUUGGCUGCGCGAAGCGCGGAGAUGUAGGUCUUGUUGUUGGCUGCGCGAAGCGCGGCAUCAGCGCUGCUGGGAGCUCCGGCAGGGCCACCUGGAGGGGCCACGCAGCGGAAACUCUGCGGGGAGGGAAGGCCAUCUCCCGCUCAGGGCUGCAGCAUCUCCUGGCUCAGGACGAGGCGCUCGGGGCCUUCAUCAACGGCGGAGAGCGGAUCCCGGCGCGCGGGACCGUGGACUGGAGCGAGGCGGCGGUGCCCGGGGACCACGUGUGGUUCGACUCGGGGGACUCGGGGGACGGCUGCUGCUACCUGGGCGAGGACGGCUGCGUCGUGCGCACGGUGAAGUCGAUGUCGCGGAAGAAGUGCGCGUCGUGUCGCAUCGUGGUGCACGUGGCGUGCAUACCUCAACUCGAGCAGAUUAAUUUUCGCUGCAAGCCAACAUUUCGCGAAGCAGGGACCAGGAGUGCGAGGGAGGCCUCGGCUGUGCGGCACCACUGGGUUCACCGUCACAGGCAGGAGGGUCGUUGUCGCCAGUGUGGCAAGGGUUUCCAGCAGAAGUUUACCUUCCACAGCAAGGAGAUCGUGGCGAUCAGCUGCUCGUGGUGCAAGCAGGCCUACCACAACAAGGUGUCGUGCUUCAUGCUGCAGCAAAUCGAGGAGCCGUGCUCGCUCGGGGUCCACGCCGCAGUCAUCGUGCCUCCCACGUGGAUCAUUCGGGUCAAGCGGCCGCAGGCCUCUCUCAAGUCGAGUCGGAGGAAGAAGCGGUCUUCCCUCAAGCGUAAAUCCAGCAAGAAGGGCUCAGAGGAAUGCAAAUGGCGGCCGUUCGCCGUCAAAGCGGCGGCGUCGCCGCUCGUGAAGCCGCUCGUGGUCUUCAUCAACCCCAAGAGCGGCGGGAACCAGGGUAACAAGAUCAUGCAGAGCCUCAUGUGGCUCCUCAACCCGCGCCAGGUGUUUGAUCUGGGGGCGGGCGGCCCGCAGGAGGCGUUGGAGCUCUACAGGAAGGUGCCCAACCUCCGCGUGCUGGCGUGCGGCGGGGACGGCACGGUGGGAUGGAUCCUGUCUGUGUUGGACCAGCUGCAGAUCGUGCCACCUCCUCCUGUCGCCAUCCUCCCCCUGGGCACGGGGAAUGACCUGGCGCGCACUUUGAACUGGGGAGGGGUGCGUCCGAGUGUCCGCGAGUCCGAAUGUCCACGCGCCCGAAUGUCCACGUGUCCGAGUGUCCGUUCCUUUGGUAAAUGUUCUGAACGCCGUGCGUGCCCCGCGCGCCAGGGUUACACGGACGAGCCGAUCUCCAAGGUUCUGUCCCACGUGGAGGAGGGGGCCACGGUGCAGCUCGACCGCUGGAAUCUGGACGUGAGGCCCAACCCGGACGUGGGGCGAGACGAGCAGGAGCAGGGCACCUCCAAGCUGCCCCUGGACGUCUUCAACAACUACUUCAGCCUCGGCUUCGACGCGCGGGUUACCCUGGAGUUCCACGAGUCCCGAGAGGCCAACCCAGAGAAGUUCAACAGCCGCUUCCGAAACAAGAUGUUCUACGCCGGGGCCGCCUUCUCUGACUUUUUGCAGAGGAGUUCCCGGGAUCUUGCAAAGCACGUGCGUGUCAUGUGCGACGGCGUGGACCUCACGCCCAAGAUCCAGGAGCUGAAGCUGCAGUGCCUCGUGUUCCUCAACAUCCCCCGGUACUGCGCAGGCACCGUGCCCUGGGGUAAUCCGGCCGAGCACCACGACUUUGAGCCGCAGCGCCACGACGACGGCUACAUCGAGGUCAUCGGCUUCACCAUGGCGUCCCUCGCGGCGCUGCAGGUGGGAGGCCACGGCGAGCGCCUUCACCAGUGCCGCGAAGCCGUCCUGGCCACGCUGCGCACCACGCCCGUGCAGGUGGACGGGGAGCCGUGCCGCCUCGCGCCCUCCAUCAUCCGCAUCUCCCUGCGCAACCAGGCGCUCAUGGUGCAGAAGUCCAAGCGGAGGGCGUCCGUGCCUCUGCUCACCGACGUGCAAAAGCUGCCCGUGUGUGUGCCCCGGCGCGUCUCGGCGCCCCCCGCUAGCUCGCCCGUUUGCGUGGCGACCCCCCCGGAGAGGCUGCGGAUUCGCAUCAGUCGCAUCCGUCUCCAUGACUACGAGGAGCUGCGCUACCACAAGGACCGCCUGCGCGAGGCCUCGGUGCCUGUGGGAGUCAUCGUGGUGCCAGGAGACUGUGACCUGGACACCUGCCGCGAGCACAUCGAGCGUCUGCAAGAGGACCUCCCGGCGGCGGAUGCGGCGCUGCCACGGCUCCUCGAGCACGAGGGGGAAGGCAGGACGAGGAUUCUCUCCUCGCAGAAACUCUCCCCCAAGUGGUGCUUCCUGGACUCCACAUCAGCAGAUCGAUUCUUCCGCAUCGACCGCAUGCAGGAGCAGCUGCACUUCCUGUCGGACAUGUCGGCCGAGGAGCUGUUCGUGCUGGACCCGGAGACCCCGCGCCCGGCGUCCGUGUCCAGCGGGGCCGCGCCGGGCAUGCCCGACCUCGUGGAGCCCUCUCCCGGGGUGCCGAGCCCCAUGUCGGACAGCGAGCUCCUGCGCAGGGCGGCGCCCCCGUGCCGCCCUGCGCUGCUCUUCCCCGCGACCCCGAGCGGAUCGCACUUCCCCCUGCGGCGCCGGGCAGUUGGGUUCCACGUGCCCGGCGCACGCCGCAGGCUGUCCAGCGACGGCUGUUGCGUGACGGACCGACUGUCCCGGCAACACAGUGCCCCCCCCGCGCCCAUGAAGGCGCUCACCAGGUUGGCCAUGUCGACUGCUACGAAAGCUCUGCUGGACGCCGCACGGCAGGGGUCGCUCGAGAAGCUGAUCGAUGCCCACUCGCGGGGGGCCGACCUCCUGGCCCGUGACUCGGAGGGGCGCAGCGCGCUCCACCACGCGGCCGCUGGGGGCCACCGCGACCUCGUCAAGCACAUCCUUGAGACCGGGCCCCUAGAGCUAUUGGAUGAAGCGGAGGCUGACACAGGGAACACCGCUCUGCACGGUGCCGCUGCUGGGGGGCACCGCACCGUCUGUUACUUCCUGGUGGAGGCCGGAGCCUCGCUGCUCAAAACCAACUCCAAGGGGGACCUGGCGGGAGAUGUGGCGCGUGAAGCCGGGGAGCUGGAGCUCGCCGCCUUCCUCGAAAAUCGGCAGCACCAGCAGAUGAUCACGCGCGACGACCAGGAGACGGCCGUGUGAGGACCACCGUCCACCAUCACCAACGCCACAAUCACCGCCACCACUAUCACCGCCACCUUGACUAUCACCUUGACCACCAAACUUUCCGUCAUCACCUCGCGGCCCCAGCAGCCGACACUAGCGCAACCGUCACCAUCGUGAGCGCCACCAGCAAUGAUAGCACCAGCUCCACCAGCUCCACAAACUCCACAAGCAAUAACCCAGCUCCAACAGUGACGCCACCGAUUUCACCAGUGCCACCCGCUCAGCACGGUGGCCCCGCGCUGCUGCUCGCUGGACUUGCCCGGUGUUGGGUCCCGCGCCGAGCCCCGCGGGCGAGUUCUUCCGUGGAGCUGAGAUGACUUCUUCUGCAAUCGCCGCGGCAGUGAAACUCCCGCCCGCCCGCUCAUCUCACGUUGAUUUAUCAUCCCCGCCGCUUCUUCUCCCUGACUCCCCCCGCCCCUCCCCUCCCCCGGCCGUGUCGCCGUGUCUUGUACAUUCGUGAACCCCGAUCUCGAUCCCUCCUGGGUCUGACCAUGAAACGACGAUGAUCUUUACUGAGUGCGUCCAGGUGACCAGCCUGGUGGCACUCUCGUUGCCUCACCCUGUCCCCCCCCCCUCCCUCCCACCACCCCCGACUCUUACCGCCAACAGCGCUCACCUCCCCCGUGCUUCCUGGCGCACCGCGCCACGUGCCGUGACUGCAUGACUCCGUGACCUUGCGUGACCCCCCCCCCCCAGUGCCGCGUGUGUGUACAUACCGAGGGAAUGAUGGUCGUGCUCGUUUUGCAUAUUGUGCGUGUGAAACAUCCUCUUGAGAUUUUAAACUCGACAUUUUAUAUAUUUCUGGCCGGUGAUGAUGGAGGCUGGCGUCGCGUGGAGUGCGUUUCUACGGUGGGCGGCGCGCGUCCGUGGCCGCGCGCCGCGCGUUUCUAAUAAAGCGACGCCGUGUUUA
Messenger RNA from Lethenteron reissneri (Far Eastern brook lamprey), 5474 nucleotides. Its product is annotated as diacylglycerol kinase zeta-like. The record is from RefSeq and is a predicted model, not a curated record. Gene Ontology annotation, molecular function: protein binding; ATP-dependent diacylglycerol kinase activity. Gene Ontology annotation, cellular component: glutamatergic synapse; plasma membrane. Gene Ontology annotation, biological process: phospholipase C-activating G protein-coupled receptor signaling pathway. NCBI's taxonomy places the organism in Eukaryota, Metazoa, Chordata, Hyperoartia, Petromyzontiformes, Petromyzontidae.